AUGUCUACCGACCCAGCCCUCACCCCUCUACACCAAAAGCUCUUCGAAGAAGGCCUGAAAGUCCGCCGCGAAGUUGUCGGCAACGAGUACGUCGACCGCGCCCUCGCCGGCGGCUCUACGGAAUUCUCUCGCGCCGGUCAAGAGCUCGUCACAGAAUUUUGCUGGGGGGCGCCGGAGCUGGCGGUGCAUAUUCGAGGAGCGAUCAAUAAUGGGUUGACGGAGGUGGAAAUUCGAGAGGCGAUAUUGCAUGCUACGACGUAUUGUGGUGUGCCGGCAGGCGUGGAUGCGAUGAAGACUGCUGAGAGGGUGCUGAACGAAAUGGAAGAGAAGGGGGAGCAUAAGCGGGAGCUAGGGAAGCGCGUUGCAUGA
Molecule: messenger RNA, 369 nt
Organism: Uncinocarpus reesii 1704
Lineage: Eukaryota; Fungi; Ascomycota; Eurotiomycetes; Onygenales; Onygenaceae
Exons: 2
Coding region: 1-369 (122 amino acids)
Molecular function (GO): peroxiredoxin activity
Source: RefSeq, a predicted model, not a curated record